UUAUGAUGAAGUGUUUGUACAGAAUUUAUUUUUUCAUACUUCUCUCAGUUGCAUCGCAAAGUUUUUGCGAUGAUCGGGUUGAAAAAGAUGAAAUUUCAACCUACAAUAACACCAUCAGAGCUUACAAUAUUGGCGUUGAAUUAGGAAUAAUUAAUACUAAAAAGUAUACAUUUGAUUCAUUCCUAAAAGAUGAAACAAAUAUAUUCAAACCCUUGUACGAGGAAUAUAGAACGACAAAUGACACAGAACAGAUUAACUAUGAAGAUUGGCUGAUCACAAACAACUAUGGAAUUCUCAGCGACACGCAAGAAUCCUUAUUUCAAAGGAAGAUAUCAAAACGUAGUACCGCAGAUAAUAAAAGAAGAUUCGUAAAUUUGGUUAAGAAAGGAGAUAUUUUGAUCACUGGACGAGGAAUCGGUGGUUUAAUUGGACACGCUGCUAUAAUGACAACUGACUAUUGGGUGCUAGAAAUGCCGGGAGGUAAAGGUUGGGAUAACGGGAUAAGGGACAACAACCGGCAAGUUCCUAAACACAAAUGGUUUGACCAACACGCAUCUGACUGGACAACUGUAUAUAGGAAUAGAGACGCUUCAGUCGCUCGACAAGCUGCGAACUGGGCUGAUAGAACCUAUUACAAUCCGUCAGGUGGCGCCACUAAAACUAAACAUAUAACGUACAAAAUUAGUACCGAUAUUUGGUCUACCAACCCGAGCUAUUGCUCCAAACUUGUUAUCCAGGCUUACUAUUACGGAACGGGAAAGAAGAAAGUUAUACGUGAUUUAUCUAUUGCGGGAAGAAUAAUCGUUCCUUCGACAAUACCGAACUACUUUUUGCCGCCGUACACAUUGGUGAAUAAAGGGAAAUAUUGAAAUAGUUUUCUAGUUUUCUUGUUUGUGGUGUAGGAAAAAGGUAGCUUCUAUUUUAACAUAUAGAACAUUUCUUUUAAAAGUUUUUUAUACAGUAUUAAUAGUUAGUGAAAUAAAAUAAA
Molecule: messenger RNA, 988 nt
Organism: Papilio xuthus (Asian swallowtail)
Lineage: Eukaryota; Metazoa; Arthropoda; Insecta; Lepidoptera; Papilionidae
Exons: 2
Coding region: 3-869 (288 amino acids)
Source: RefSeq, a predicted model, not a curated record